This is a messenger RNA of Arabidopsis lyrata subsp. lyrata, 1823 nucleotides long. Its product is annotated as putative E3 ubiquitin-protein ligase SINAT1. Lineage: Eukaryota; Viridiplantae; Streptophyta; Magnoliopsida; Brassicales; Brassicaceae. Gene Ontology annotation, molecular function: ubiquitin protein ligase activity; protein binding; zinc ion binding. The transcript has 5 exons. Gene Ontology annotation, biological process: ubiquitin-dependent protein catabolic process; multicellular organism development. Gene Ontology annotation, cellular component: cytoplasm. The record is from RefSeq and is a predicted model, not a curated record. Bases 605 to 1522 code for a protein of 305 amino acids.
AUAAAAACAGAGCAAAACCAUUAAUGGCCUUUCUCUCAUCGAUACCAACAACAAGACACGGCACAACUAAUCUCCUCCCUCUCCUGCCGUCUUAAUUGGUUUCUUCAUCUUCCUAAUUCAAGUUUCUUUCUUUCACCGAUUUCUUGUUCGUUGAUUCUUCGCCCUCAUGUGAAUCUGAAGCAAAACCUCCAUAACUCGAACGCCACCGCCUGCAAAUUUCUUCCGGGCAUUUCAAAAGGAUUGUGAAGAAUCGAGGAACCUGAGACGAAACAGGAUCGCGGAAAGAGAGAUGUGUUGGCAAAUUUCAGUUGAUUGGGAAUGAACUUAGUCACAAUAGUUCACAAGGCUAUCCUUCUUUCCAAACGUAGUCGCUGCUACGUUUUAUAUGCUUGGACCGCGACCGUAUAAGACUGGGUUUGCAGUAUGGUGUACUGCUAAGAGAUUGUUGAACCCUUUUUUCCGGAAAUAAAGAAAAGAACUUGAUCAAGUGCACCAGAAGAACGAAGAUCCAAAGGAGUAAAUCAUUUGCAACAAGAGAGGACAAGGGAUUUUUACUUAAUUGCUAUUAGAAAUAAAACAAGUUUUGGGUAGGUUUGGACUCUCCAUGGCUCCUGGUGGCAGUGCGUUGAAAGAAGCUUUAGAAUCUAACUCGACAGGCUUAGAUUAUGAGGUUAAGAUGUCAAGGGUUGAGACUAAUAGCAAACCAACAAAGUCAGGUAGUGGCCCCAUUGGAAAAUUCCAUUCGAGCAAUGGUGUUUAUGAGCUCCUCGAAUGUCUGGUUUGUACAAAUCUAAUGUAUCCUCCAAUUCAUCAGUGCCCGAACGGCCACACAUUGUGUUCAAGCUGCAAACUGAGAGUGCAGAACACAUGCCCUACAUGCCGCUAUGAGCUUGGUAACAUAAGAUGCUUGGCUCUUGAGAAGGUUGCAGAAUCAUUGGAAGUUCCAUGCCGGUACCAAAAUUUAGGGUGUCAUGACAUUUUUCCGUAUUACAGCAAGCUCAAGCAUGAGCAGCAUUGCAGGUUUCGAUCCUACAACUGUCCUUACGCUGGUUCUGAGUGUUCAGUGACGGGUGAUAUUCCAACGCUUGUUGACCAUCUCAAAGAUGAUCAUAAAGUUGACAUGCAUGAUGGAUGCACUUUCAACCACCGUUAUGUGAAGUCAAAUCCGCACGAGGUCGAGAAUGCUACAUGGAUGCUUACGGUCUUCAACUGUUUCGGAAGACAGUUCUGCUUACACUUUGAGGCGUUUCAGCUCGGGAUGGCACCAGUGUACAUGGCGUUUCUACGGUUCAUGGGAGACGAGAACGAGGCUAAGAAGUUCAGUUAUAGCUUGGAAGUUGGAGCUCACAGCCGCAAACUGACAUGGCAAGGGAUUCCCAGGAGCAUCAGAGACAGUCACAGGAAAGUCCGAGAUAGUCAAGAUGGACUCAUAAUCCCUAGAAACUUGGCUUUGUACUUCUCUGGCAGUGACAAAGAAGAGCUCAAGUUGCGAGUCACUGGACGGAUUUGGAAAGAAGAAUAAGCUAAUGAAUGAUGAUGAUUCAUGAUGCCAAAGCAAAAUGGGAAAUAAGAAGAGAAGAAAGAAAAGUAAGAGUUGAUUGAAUCUAAACGGAUGAUGUACAUAACAGCCUUGAGAGAGCUUCCUGAUCAUAUGGAAGGAGUUGAAAAUUCGAAAUUUUUUCUUCAACUUUCUUUUUUUCAGUAACUAUGAGAUAAAAAUUAUCCCAUGAUCGGUUGAAAUAUUUUGUGGUUUGCAAUAUUACAAUCUGUGUCUUGUAACCUUGGUUUUGUUGGAAAAAAUAAAGACCAUCUUUUUUGUUCUA